Messenger RNA from Pseudophryne corroboree (corroboree frog), 2067 nucleotides. RefSeq names its product kelch repeat and BTB domain containing 4 (gene KBTBD4). The transcript has 4 exons. Lineage: Eukaryota; Metazoa; Chordata; Amphibia; Anura; Myobatrachidae. Bases 132 to 1769 code for a protein of 545 amino acids. The record is from RefSeq and is a predicted model, not a curated record. Gene Ontology annotation, molecular function: protein binding.
GGGAGCCUGGGGUAGGGAAUUACACCGAGCCCCUCAUCUUGAGCCUGCCAGAGUUCCUGUAUCCGGCGUGAGGGUGCUCAGAAGGGGUCAUAUCCAUAGCCACAUUAUAGUGAUACUGAGUAUUACUCAGCAUGUGCCCCAGUGUGUGCUCUUCCUACCUCCAACUGCACCCCCAAAACUCAGGCUCAUUACAGAACAUGGACCCUACAGAGGAGGCCGCUUCUCAGAACGUAGCAAGUACCGCAGAGGAGAAUUAUUUUGUGACGUACACAUUUACAGAUCGCUCUCACAGCAGCCGCGUGGCACAAAGCAUCAUGAAGCUGUGCAUGGAAGAGGAAUUAUUUGCCGAUGUCACUAUUCUAGUUGAAGGAAAAGAGUUCCAGCUGCACCGGUUGGUCCUUUCUGCCCAAAGCUGCUUCUUCCGCUCCAUGUUCGCCUCCAAUCUGAAGGAGGGACGUAACCGUGUCAUCCAGCUGCAGGAUGUAAGUGAGAGUGUCUUCCAGUUGCUGGUGGAUUACAUUUACCAUGGGACAGUGAAGCUGCGGCUGGAGGAGCUGCAGGAGACGUACGAGGUGGCUGACAUGUACCAGCUGAUGGCCUUGUUUGAAGAAUGCUCUCGCUUUCUGGUGAGGACGGUGCAGGUGAAAAACUGUCUGCAGAUCAUGUGGCUGGCGGACCAGCACAGCGAUACCUCUCUCUACACUGCAGCUAAACACUGCACCAAAACCCACCUGUCCCAGCUAUGUGACACAGAGGAGUUCCUGAACUUGCCUUUGCGGUUGCUGACGGACAUCAUUGCAGAUGGAGUGCCCUGCUCACAGAAUCCCACCAUAGCUAUCAAAAACUGGAUCAAUUUCAAUAAGGAAGAGCGGGAGGAAUACUCGGCAGUACUGCUUUCUAGCUUAAAGGAAAUUGGGGAAAAUGUGCACAUCUACCUGAUUGGGAAGGAGGAGUCUCGCACACACUCCAUUGCAGUGUCUCUACACUGUGCGCAGGAUGACUCUAUAAGUGUAAGUGGGCAGAAUAGCUUGUGCCACCAGAUCACAGCGGCCUGCAAGCAUGGCGCUGACCUGUACGUGGUGGGAGGCUCCAUCCCGCGGCGGAUGUGGAAAUGUAACAUGGAGACCAUGGACUGGGAGCGAUGCGCACCUCUGCCCCGAGACCGCCUGCAGCACACGCUUGUGUCUGUGCAAAGCAAGGACGCUAUAUACUCUCUCGGUGGAAAGACGCUACAGGACACGCUCUCCAACGUGGUCAUUUACUAUCGUGUACAAGACAAUGUCUGGACGGAAACCAGCCAGCUGGAGGUCUCCAUCUCCGGGGCGGCGGGCGUGAAUCUUAAUGGGCUUAUCUACCUGAUGGGGGGCGAGGAGAAUGACCUGGACUUCUUCACAAAGCCCUCGCGUCUUAUCCAGUGCUUUGACACGAACACAGAGAAGUGCCACGUGAAACCCUACCUGUUGCCCUUCGCCGGGCGCAUGCACGCAGCUGUACACAAGGACUUAGUGUUCAUUGUGGCAGAGGGAGACUCGCUAGUCUGUUACAACCCACUUCUGGACAGCUUCACGCGGCUCUGCCUGCCCGAGGUCUGGAGCUCCCGGCCGUCUCUCUGGAAAAUCGCCAGCUGCAAUGGCUGCAUUUACGUUUUCCGAGAUCACUACAAGAAAGGGGACGCCAACACCUUCAAACUAAACCCGGCCACCUCUGUGGUGACAGUGACCAGCGGGAUUCGCUUCUUGCUUACCAACUUGCAGUUCUUGUUGGCGUGAGGCUGACUCUGCUAUGUAAGAGCUGCCACACAUGGAAUGCCUUGGCCUGGCACACCCUAGUCUUGCCAGCGAACCUCCCACCACCUUACUGUUGCCGGAAGAAAAUGGUCAAACUGCUCUGUAAUAAAAAUUGAUGGGACCAUCCACUUAAUACAGUGGGCUUGGUGUACUAUACCAGCCAGCUAAGUGUUCUCUACAGCAUUGGACUUUGUUAUAUGCUGCUAUAUCUAUGCUUAGGUUUCUGGAUUGCGUCUAGGCUUGUUUUACCUGAAACAACAAUACAAAACACUAAAAUCCA